Hydractinia symbiolongicarpus is the source of this 1463-nucleotide messenger RNA. RefSeq names its product cyclin-D1-binding protein 1 homolog. The transcript is spliced from 13 exons. The coding region runs from base 80 to 1042 and encodes 320 amino acids. The record is from RefSeq and is a predicted model, not a curated record. NCBI's taxonomy places the organism in Eukaryota, Metazoa, Cnidaria, Hydrozoa, Anthoathecata, Hydractiniidae. Gene Ontology annotation, biological process: regulation of cell cycle. Gene Ontology annotation, cellular component: nucleus.
AGCGUUUAAUCUCAGGCGAGCCUGGUGUAAUCGAGUCGUGGAAGAAGGAGAGGGAGAGAGAAAUGGGUAAAAAACAAAAAUGUCAUCUGUAACACAGACGCUGAUAAAAGACUUGAAAAAUAUGGCAUCCAAACUGUCUCCAAGAGAGAUAGCUGAAAACUAUCAGAAAGAAGCUCAUUGGCAAAAGAUGGAUUUAUCCUGUGAGGCUGUUUCCAAAGAGUGUACGAAACUAGCUGUUGCAUUUUCUAAACCACCCAUGCCAACAGAUAAGGAUACAGAACUGUUAGUAAGAGAUGUCGCUCAAGCAAUAGAUGUGUUGGUUGCUUGGUAUAAAGCUUUCCCACUUUCAGAAGGGAAAGUUAUCAACAAUGUGCUACAAAAAUGUGUAAAUGCGAUCAUUUACGCAGUUUGUGAAUUUCUUGAAUCGGUGGAGAACAACAAGUGUUCAGGUUGUAAGGAACGUUUAACAUCAACUGGUACCGUUUGGGAAUGUUGUGAUAAAUUUAAAACAUUACCACAAGACAAUACAACUGCUGCUGUCAGUGAAAUCAAUGUUUGUUAUAAACUGGUUUCCGAUGCCAUGACUGAAGUAGAAGAGACUGUAAAAGAACAUGAUGAACACAUUCUAAACAGCAUUGAUGACAUGGCUGAUGAAGAAGAUGAAAACUGGAGUGCGUCAGAUCGAGCAUUAGUAAAACCUUGUAUUGGAAUGUUGAUGGCAUCAAGGGGCUUGCUGAAAAAAUCAAAGUCGUUACUUAACAAAAAUUCAAAUAUUAGUAACACAGAAGUAGACAUGUUAAUUGAUGUCAUCUCGGGUGUUAGCCCCAGCGUUGAUGAUUUCGUCAUGUCGUUAUAUCCACCAUUAAUUCAAACAAACUUAAUGGACAGAGCUUUCGAACUCAAAACAUGCGUUGUCAAAACAAUUAAUUUUAUCAGAUCAUUACCAAGUUUCAACACAGAAGAACACUCAUGGUCAGAUUUUGUCGAGAAAGCUGUACAUCAUAACUUUACCAUUUUGAGUUCCCUAAUAUCUACAAUAUAGUUACUAUUGUUUUUCUAUUUAGUAAAAUACUGUGCUUUGGCCUUUAAAAUUCAAUUGAUGAUGUUGUCCUAGAGCUUACCUUCUAAGUUGUUUCAUACGAAAGAGCUUUAAAAGUUGUGUUUGAAUCUUUUUACCUUUUGUUAAAAUUCUUAUUUGCUCUGAGAUAUAGGCCUUGAAAGUUCAGCUAGUAAUGAAGAAUAAAGAAUAAUGAAAUUUGCUGGUAUGAAUAAUAAUCAAGAUAACAAAAUAAUAGUUCAUCUUAAAUAUAUAUAUAUGGGUUGGUAAAAACAUAUUUAUUGGUAAACACCUACCUUGAUAAACCCUUAGAACAGUAUUUAUAUCAAGUACAUGACAUUGUGCAUUAAUUAGCAUAAUCAGAAUGUCAAAAAUUGAAAAAAUAAAAAAUAAAAGGAGUCAUAGA